Messenger RNA from Mustela lutreola (European mink), 2368 nucleotides. It is a transcript of the gene ALDH8A1, whose product is annotated as aldehyde dehydrogenase 8 family member A1. Gene Ontology annotation, molecular function: retinal dehydrogenase (NAD+) activity. The transcript is spliced from 7 exons. Gene Ontology annotation, biological process: retinoic acid metabolic process. The record is from RefSeq and is a predicted model, not a curated record. Bases 262 to 1764 code for a protein of 500 amino acids. NCBI's taxonomy places the organism in Eukaryota, Metazoa, Chordata, Mammalia, Carnivora, Mustelidae.
ACAGCACAGCUCACCUUCUCCCUUCAUCCCGUCCUCGGGUCCACAGUAGAGAUCCAGCUUUUCAACAGAAACCACCACUUUUCCAGAAAUUUAUAAUUUAUAAUGAAGAGGAGAAUCAUGUCAUCCUUUAUUCAGCUCAGCUGGAAGUGACUCUGUUUAUAAAGGAAACAGAGAAGGAGCUUGGAUCAGAUUUGGGGGAGAGGGCGGCUGAACUGUCAGGUCACGUGACGCGAGAAAGCGGCUCGUGGUUGCCUGAAGCCUAUGGAAAAGGAUUCCGAGGCUGGGCCCGGGCCCAGGUGUGGAAGAAAGCUAUCGAAGCCGCAGUGGAGGCGGCCAGAGCAGCCUUCCCCCGCUGGUCGGCCCGGAGCCCCCAGGAGCGUUCGCAGGUGCUGCACCGGCUGGCGGAUCUGCUGGAACAGUCCCUGGAGGAGCUGGCCCAGGCAGAAUCCAGGGACCAAGGGGAUGAAGUUUCAGGCUGGAGAGGACCAAGGUUCCGUCUGCGUGAGCUGGGAUACGUGUACGAUCAUGUCUUCUCCAUCCCCGGGGAAGCAGGUGGACUGUGCUUUCUGUUGUUGGCUUCUUUCAGGGAAAACCGUAACACUGGCCAGAACCAUGGACAUUCCCCGGUCUGUGCAGAACUUCCGGUUCUUCGCCUCCUCCAUCCUGCACCACACGUCUGAGUGCACGCACAUGGACCACCUGGGCUGUCUGCACUACACCGUGCGGGCCCCGGUGGGGAUCGCUGGUCUGAUCAGCCCUUGGAAUUUGCCACUCUACUUGCUGACCUGGAAGGUGGCGCCGGCCAUCGCGGCUGGCAAUACCGUGAUAGCCAAGCCCAGCGAGCUGACGUCAGUGACGGCGUGGAUGAUGUGCAAACUCCUGGAGAAAGCAGGUGUCCCACCAGGUGUGGUAAAUAUUGUGUUUGGAACAGGGCCCAGGGUUGGUGAGGCCCUGGUGUCCCAUCCAGAGGUACCCCUCAUUUCCUUCACGGGGAGCCAGCCCACGGCCGAGCGGAUCACACAGCUGAGUGCCCCGCACUGCAAGAAGCUGUCCCUGGAGCUGGGGGGCAAGAACCCCGCUAUCAUCUUCGAGGAUGCCAACCUGGAGGAGUGCAUUCCAACGACUGUCAGGUCCAGCUUCGCCAACCAGGGUGAAAUCUGCCUCUGUACCAGCAGAAUCUUUGUCCAGAAGAGCAUCUAUAGUGAAUUUUUGGAGAAGUUUGUACAAGCUACCAGAAUGUGGAAAGUUGGCAUUCCCUCUGAUCCAUCAGCCAGCAUGGGAGCUCUGAUAAGUAAAGCUCAUUUGGAGAAAGUCAGAAGUUACAUCAAGCGAGCCCGGUCGGAAGGGGCCCAGAUUCUGUGUGGUGAGGGGGUGGACACGUUGAGUCUCCCCCCCAGGAAUUGUGCAGGAUACUUUAUGCUUCCCACAGUAAUAACAGACAUUAAGGAUGAAUCUUGCUGCAUGAAAGAAGAGAUAUUUGGUCCAGUGACGUGUGUCGUCCCCUUCGAGAGCGAAGACGAAGUGAUUCAAAGAGCCAACAGUGUUAAAUACGGGCUGGCGGCCACGGUGUGGUCCAGCAACGUGGGCCGUAUUCACCGGGUGGCUAAGAAAUUGCAGUCUGGCUUGGUCUGGACGAACUGCUGGCUCAUCAGAGAGCUCAACCUUCCUUUUGGGGGGAUGAAGAGUUCUGGGGUAGGUAGAGAAGGAGCCAAGGACUCUUACGAAUUUUUCACUGAAGUCAAAACCAUCACCAUUAAACACUGACCCUGGAUAGUGGAGAAGCUGUGGUCCACGGCUGGCUGCAGAGAAUCAGUAGUUCAGUGCGGCGAGCAGAUACCCCGGCAUAAAUUUCUGCCACAUCUUUGCUCAGCGGCGUUUCUCUACCUUAGGCUCAGCAGUUUGUACUCUCAUUCGUUGUCACAGAGAGGCUGACUGUUUUCCCGGUGGAGUCAAAGAAGAGACUUCUGAGCAGGAAUGCACAAAAAGGAAGCCAAGUAAUUGUCAGGUUCCUUCUGUAUUGUGUCCUCGCUGUAGUUUUUUUCAUUGUUUUGAUUGAAUUCUUGGAAAUUCACAGAUAAUCAUUUUUUUUCCCAUUUUUAAGUAUAUAUAAGAAUGUCAAUGAUAAACAUAGCAUGGAAUUUGUCCGAGCAGACCUAAAUGGUAGGUCCCACUAAAUACAUCUGUAAAAGGUCAGGGAAAAAUAAAAAUAAUGACUACUUUUGAAGGAAAUUUGAAGCAAGAAGAGGAAAUAGUUUGAUCCAUUUCUAUUCGAGUGUAAUCAAUUCCAGUUCUUCGGGUCUGUUUCCCAUGAGGCUUAGAACCCACUAAUCCUAAAAGAAUAAACGUUAAGCAAUUUUAGUAGCCAGUA